Molecule: messenger RNA, 369 nt
Organism: Miscanthus lutarioriparius
Lineage: Eukaryota; Viridiplantae; Streptophyta; Magnoliopsida; Poales; Poaceae
Source: the annotation of a GenBank genome assembly
AUGGCCUUCAUCGGUCUUUAUCCGCCGCUCGUGGUCGCUCCGCGCCUUGCCUCCCACGUGCCCGUCCUCAUCCGCUCGCCCCUCACCUCCUACGACGCCGCCGCCGCCGGUGAGGGAGUCACGCCUGAUGUCGCGCCAGAUGCCGCGGCAACCGAGGAGGAGUGGCACGCCGCCGCGCCUGCUUGCCUGCUGUCUCGCGGACGGGACGGAACCACGCCCGCACGUCGAGUGUCACCACGCACCCUCCGUCUUCGUCUCUGCCCAAGCCAGGUGGCCGCAUACGUCUACCUCGCCAUUGUCUUCGAAUACAUCGACGCCGUCGAGCUAAUACUGAUUCCAGCUUCAUUCAAACAGUCUAAAAACCCUUGA